AUGGCCAGGCGGGGCCGAAAGAAAGUCGCCUCCGCCCUGGUCAGCGCGCCUGUGGAGAAGGAAGUUAGUAACAACGAUGGUAACAACAAAGCUGAUCUUAAGCUCUCCGGUUCUCGGCUUCUGUGUGCCUUUGAUCUGACUUUAAACGUCCAGAACUUGGGGAGUGGGCCGCGCGGUUCUCGGCGGUGCCUGGGGUCUGGGACGUGGAGAUGCCGAGACCCGCGUGUACGAGACGGAGCCCCGCGCGCAGCCUACGGGACCGCAGGGGGCGCUGGCGAGGCCGAUGGGGGGCUGCUGGGGACCCCCGCGGGGAAGGAAAGGCUGCUGGGGACCCCCGCGGGGAAGGAAAGGCUGCUGGGGAUCCCCGCGGGGAAGGAAAGCCGAGCCGAGGCGCCGGCUUCCGUGCUCCCGCCCCUAGCGCCUGCUUCCCAGCCUCCUGCGGCCGCUGGGUCCUGGGGAGGCGGUGGGGGAAGAACCGCGCUGCCUCCGCCGGGCUGGUCCUGGGAAAGCAGAAGCGAGCCCUGUUCUGAGAGUCCCGCGAGCCGUGAUCCUGGAAGAGAAACCAGGGGCGGGCGCAGGAGGAGAAACCCGGCCGCCGUCAGACCUCGCGCUUGGACGGGCCGCCAGCAGGGUCCCAGUGGGGACGGAGGGCCACCGCAUGGACGCGGAGCCUUGACGGUUACGGCACUUCCCCUGCCGCGCGGCUGCGGGUUUUCGGGGUGCGCCCGCCCUGCCCCGCCCUACACGGAGGAGGGGGACGGCCCGCGCGCACCCAGGCCACGACAGGACCCGGCCCGGGACCCCGAGAGCCGCCGCAGCCAUCUGGAGUCCAGACCUCCGCUGCUUUCCUACGAACUCGACCCUCCCGGGACCCCCCAGCCCCUGCGAGGACCUCGCCCCGCCGGGCGCCCCCAGACCCCUGAACCCUCCCCCGACGCGGCUGUGCGUCCUCCCCACCCAUCGGGUCCCCAGGACCCAUCCUCCGACCCAUCCCGUCGCUUCGCGCCGGCCCGCCACCCCCAUCCUUCCCCGGGUCCCCAGGGCGGCUCUGUCAGCCCCCUUCGAUCCGGUCGGCUGCCGGUCCUGCAGCGGGCCAUGCUGCCGCGCGCGCUCGGACCCCGGCUCCGGCUCCUGGCGCUGCUGCUCCCGCUGCUGCCGCGGCUCGCGCGCGCCCCGGAACCUGCGGCGCAGGGCGUGAGCCUAGGAGUGGACUGGCUGACCCGCUACGGCUACCUGCCGCCUCCCCAUCCAGCCCAGGCCCAGCUUCAGAGUCCUGCGCAACUGCGGGAUGCGAUCAAGGUCAUGCAGCGCUUUGCUGGGCUGCCUGAGACGGGCCUCAUGGACGCAGUGACAAUGGCCACCAUGCACAAGCCCCGUUGCUCCCUGCCCGACGUGCUGGGGGUGGCGGGGCUGGUCAAGCGCCGCCGUCGCUACGCUCUGAGUGGCAGCGUGUGGAAGAAGCGGAUCCUGACGUGGAGGGUGCGUUCCUUCCCCCGGAGCGCCCAGCUGAGCCAGGACCUCGUGCGAACCCUCAUGCAGUAUGCCCUGGACGCCUGGGGUGUCCAGUCAGGCCUCAGAUUCAGGGAGGUGGGGUCUCAGGACCCUGAACCUGACAUUCUCAUUGACUUUGCCCGGGCCUACCACCAGGACAGUUACCCCUUCGACGGGCUGGGAGGCACCCUGGCCCAUGCCUUCUUCCCCGGGGAGCACCCCAUCUCCGGGGACACGCACUUCGACGAUGAGGAGGCCUGGACUUUUGGCUCGAAAGAUGGCGAGGGGACAGACCUGUUUGCUGUGGCUGUCCAUGAGUUUGGCCACGCCCUGGGCCUGGCCCACUCCUCAGCACCCGACUCCAUCAUGAGGCCCUUCUACCAGGGCCCCGUGGGUGACCCCAGCAAGUACCGCUUGCCCCAGGAUGACCGUGAGGGCCUGCAGCAGCUCUAUGGGAAAGGGCCCCAAACCCCACAUGAGGAGCCCACAAGGAAGCCCCUGGCUCCUCCUCCCCAGCCCCCGGUGCUGCCCCCGGACAGCCCCUCAUCCCCCGUUCCUGACCGAUGUGAGGGCAAUUUUGACGCCAUCGCCAACAUCCGAGGAGAAACCUUCUUCUUUAAAGGCCCCUGGUUCUGGCGCCUCCAGCCCUCGGGACAGCUGGUAUCCCCCCGGCCUGCCCGGCUGCACGGCUUCUGGGAGUGGCUGCCCACCCAUGUGAGGGUCAUCGAGGCCGCCUAUGCCCGGCACCGAGAUGGCCGCAUUAUCCUCUUUAGCGGCCCCCAAUUCUGGGUGUUCAAGGACCGGCAGCUGGAGGGCGCCGCCAGGCCGCUGACGGAGCUAGGGCUGCCCCCGGGCGAGCGGGUGGACGCAGUGUUCUCGUGGCCGCUGAACGGGAAGACCUACCUGGUCCGCGGCCAGCAGUACUGGCGGUAUGACGAGGCGGCUGCCAGCCCGGACCCCGGAUACCCGCGCGCCCUAAGUCUCUGGGAGGGGGCGCCUUCCGACCCCGAUGACGUCACCGUCAGCAACACAGGUGACACCUACUUCUUCAAGGGCGCCUACUACUGGCGCUUUGCCAAGGGCAGCGUCAUGGCCGAUCCGGACUCCCCCCAACCCAUAGGGCCCAAGUGGCUGGACUGCCCUGCCCCCAGCGGUGGCCCCCCUAAAGCGCACCCCACGCCUGGAGACUGCAAUUGUCAGUGCGAGAUCAAUCAGGCCGCGGGGCCCCCGCCCCUGCCCCUCUUGCUGCCCUUCCUGUCCCUGCUGGUGGGGGGCGUUGCCUCUCUCUGAGGGGGCAGCAACCUUAGCCUGAGAAUCUCCCGUCACUGGACUUGGUGCGGGGUUGCAAGUAGCUUGGCAGCCAAUUGUCUGUUUCCAAGGUUGGGGUAUGGGGCUUCGCGGGCCGGGAG
Messenger RNA from Trichechus manatus latirostris (Florida manatee), 2900 nucleotides. RefSeq names its product matrix metallopeptidase 25 (gene MMP25). Gene Ontology annotation, biological process: extracellular matrix organization; proteolysis; collagen catabolic process. The coding region runs from base 1 to 2781 and encodes 926 amino acids. Gene Ontology annotation, molecular function: zinc ion binding; metalloendopeptidase activity. The record is from RefSeq and is a predicted model, not a curated record. Gene Ontology annotation, cellular component: extracellular matrix. Lineage: Eukaryota; Metazoa; Chordata; Mammalia; Sirenia; Trichechidae. The transcript is spliced from 12 exons.